AUGGGUCUCCUCUCUCUGCCUCCAGAGAUAAUGGAUAAAAUAUGCAAACUAUUUUGCACUCACUGCCAGAUGAAGCCCCUUUAUUUCUUCCCGCACAAAGAAGCACUUGGCACCUCUUGUUCCGGCCAAAUCUGGGAACAUGAUGCCCAAGGCAUCAAAACUCUUGUCAAUCUCUCCGAGACAUGUCAAGCGCUGAACACACUCACUCUGCCCCAUCGCUAUCACCGCAUCAAACUCAAGAGCGACAUCCUCUAUACCAAGGAGUUUAUCGCACGCAUCAGAGGCUGUGGACAUAACGGCCUCGAUCAUGUUCGCAGUCUCAGUUUGGCCUAUACAAAGGCAAUGGACGCCUUUUACAACAAAUUGCCGGAUAGCCAAAAACGACGUUUGACUUUUUAUGAUAUGGUGUUGCGUAAUGUGCCAAAGAUCCAGCUUCUCCAUAUACGCCUCAACUGGAAGCAUGAAAUCAAGAUCUCCCGUCGAACAAUGCUGGCUUCACUACGGUAUCUUCACAUUGAGUGUCCUAGCAAGGGCACCUCCCACAAGCUACGGAUCUCUGAUUUGCUCCGACAGGCACCCAAGAUCGAAACACUGGUCAUCCAAGUCAAAUUGUUGUUGUCGUUGUCGUUGUCGUGGUCUUCGGGAUCAAGCGGACUUGAAAAUGUCAAAUGUCUCAAACUUGUCGACACCUUGGUUUGCCCGUACGACCUCAAAAAGAUUGUCGAUUUGUGCCCACAACUUGAAUCAUUCGUAUUUAGCUUGUUCGCAGAGAUGCACCGCUUGGUGGAAUCCACAGUGGGUGAUUAUACCAGCCUCCAAGCACUACCGCAAGUCCUUUCUGUACGACAGAAAACGCUACGGUAUGUUGAGCUUUACUGGGAGCCACCGCCGGCUGGAGAUGAUAACGGAAUGAACAUCGCGGGCUCUUUCAAGGGUUUGACCAACCUUGAGACGCUGAUCCUAGGCGGUCCAGGGCUCCGCUUUGAAAUGGCCAAGAACGAGAAGACGCUGAGGACAUGUCUUGUCAAUCUCCUGCCACAGUCAAUCCGCAGCGUCUCCAUAGAUUCGGAGAGUACAAGCCUCCAUGAACCGAUUUUCGCACUGGGUGAGGCGGUAAAGCUGGGCUCGUUUCCGAUGCUGAAGGAGGUCCGAUGCUAUAAUUGGGUAGAAGGGGAUUUGACGGGUUUGGCGCUUGAGGAGGUAUCCGCAGGUCCAUCACAUAUCACUCGACAGAAGAUGAAGGAUCGGGACGAAAGGAGCAAACACCAUCUUGGUCUACUAUCGCAGCUGAGCAGGACAUGUAACGUAUCGUUCAGUGCAGAGAGCAAGGGGCUUUUUGAACGGAAAGGAAGUCAGGACUAG
Messenger RNA from Fusarium subglutinans, 1362 nucleotides. RefSeq lists its product as uncharacterized. Lineage: Eukaryota; Fungi; Ascomycota; Sordariomycetes; Hypocreales; Nectriaceae. The transcript has a single exon. The record is from RefSeq and is a predicted model, not a curated record. Bases 1 to 1362 code for a protein of 453 amino acids.